This is a messenger RNA of Diaporthe batatas, 2574 nucleotides long. RefSeq lists its product as uncharacterized. Lineage: Eukaryota; Fungi; Ascomycota; Sordariomycetes; Diaporthales; Diaporthaceae. The record is from RefSeq and is a predicted model, not a curated record. The coding region runs from base 123 to 2474 and encodes 783 amino acids. The transcript has 5 exons.
CACGGGCUCCCCAACGACGUUUGCUGGUCAUCAUUCUUCCACCUUCCACCUUCAUACCGACAUUUAACCUCCCCCUUCUUCUCCUGUCAGAUCCCUGAUGAACGACCUCCAGUCCAAUUAAAAUGUCAGAAACUGAUGAAAUGCAACCCAAUGUCCGUCCGCGGACUCAUGUGGGAACGCUAUUGCGCUGUUUCUUGUGCCAUGAGCCGAUCCCCCGACCUUAUGGCGUCGACAAGGACGACUUCUAUCCCGAAUGGCAGGGCCCCUUGGUCUCUGUGUUCCCUUUCACUACCGGCGACGGGCCUGUUCAGCAGCAACUGCGCCCCACCAACGUAAAGGAUUUUGAGGCUUAUGAUGUCUCAUUUCUGGUGUUGCCCACACCAUAUUACACCCCAUUUUGGAAACAGAACCCGCUCCUCGACAGCUUGUCCGUUCAGGAUUGUGGGGAGCAACCCCUAUGUGGGGAUUACUGCGAUGAUUGCAGACCAGAUCGCAUGGUCUACCUCUCGCACCGGGACUGUUGGAAAGUCGCCUUUUCCAGCGGCCGAUGCUCUUCGUCGGACUGGUCCCGCCUAGCUGUUCAGACUCGACCAUUCGAAGUCCGUUCCUGGCGGGUGAAAGAUCAAGUUGCGGUUUGUCACCAGGACCCUGUCACCCCUAUACUUAGCUCCGUGCCCACUGAUAGCAACCUGUUCCACGAGGGCACCCCUUUAGGAGGUCUUCUCGCCAGGAUACGCACGCUACCCACGGAACUUCAAUUCCAAAUAGUGGGCCGCCUGAAAGGCACAAUGUUUGCUUCCCUUCUACAAACCAAGUCGUUUGUUUCCGAAGUGAUGCCUCAUCUACGCCCCAAUUCCAAUUGGGCAAUUCAACCUAAGACGACACCCUUGGGGUCGAAUGGUGAAGAAAGCAGCGCUAUGCUUUCGUGUUGUUCCACUAGCAUCAUGGGCCGGUCAUACUUGAGUGAAUUGACUCUCGGACAACCCAAAGUCUCAGGGUCACAUAUCCCUAUAGCGAAGAAACCUAUCCAUGGUGUCCAAUUCGCUCUAGGCACUCUUGGCCUUAGAGGCAUUCGCAUUUCGUAUGAGGAUGGAACUUCGUCCCCAUGGCUCGGCGAGUCAUCGUCUUGCUGGAUAGGAGCAGUUCCAUGCCGCGAUCUGUCCAAUUUGACAGUUAUUGCCGACGAGUUACGGGUCAUCAAGGUUGACACGGACCAAAGUGCCGCCACGCGUGCAGGAUCAUCAGUCAUGUGGUGGGGUGAGGGCCCUCCUGCGAGAAGUCACAUUGUCAUGGACUGGUUUUGGACCAGGGAACUUCAUUACUAUCCAGAUUGGCAGCAGUGUCAGUAUUUGCCACUAACCUUUGGCAAAGAGUACGCGGCCGGCUUGACAGUGUACAUGAACUCUGAGUUCUCGGGUGUGAUGGGCCUUGUCUCCCAUGGGUCCUCUGACUUUGCAUUCGGGGAGGCUGUGGCCUUCGAUAAGCAUCAUCACUCCUCUGGAACACCACUUCAUUUCGCCUUCAGCCCAGGAGAGUAUUUGACGUCUGCUUGGCUGCAUCUAAAUUCAAUGCAGCCAUAUAGGAAAUUUGGAGGGAUACUUGUGUUGGCUACUAAUAUGGGCCGAGUUCAACAUUUCGGAUCUUAUCCAUUUUCCCAGCAAAGAAACCUCACCGAUUCAGCGUGGGUUCGUCUCAGCAGUGAGCGCUCAGCUAUGAUUCAUGGACUGGUCAUUAACAUAACCCAUUGCAAUUGGUCUGGAUGUAUCAUUCCAAUGUUUGGAGUAUGUCAGGACGGUCUUCCUGCACGGGAACUCGAUGACACAGUGAAGCCUCCGCUCGUGCCAGUCCAUAUAAGGGGGCCUACGCUCCCCUCACCGUCUUUCACCUACCACCUUCGAAAGCGUAAGAAGCGGUACGGCUUCUCGACAGCAUCACUGAAUAACAUAGCGACCAUCCACGUGCGCAAGAGGAAUGUUUCAUUCGAUUCAAGGAGGGUAAGCUGGUGUGUAGGGCUGCGUAUAGUCCAUCACGAUUCAACCAUCGACAUACUGGGCAGAUGGGAUCCCAGACAAAAAAUGUCAAUUUCGAAAUUAUAUGAUUCCGACGAGGGCUUCCUUACUCGAAUAUCUUUUCACUUGACAGAAUUUACGACAAGAACAAUUGUGGAGCACAUUACUGUAGGAGUAGCAGAUACUCUGUGGGAUUGUCAGCCGCUAGAUCCUUCAUCACUGGUUCCCAUGGACCCUCCGGACCACUCUUGGAGAUGCAACCCUGCUCAGUAUCCGACAUUUCCGUUGAAAACGAGAACAUUUGACUGCACCGAGGGCUCUCAACGGGUUGCCUGGUGGUUUACAUGUGGAAAUGACGAUAUCAGUCGGGAUCAUGGGUGCUCAGCUGUUCAAGCUGAAGGGCGAAGAGAUGACACAGACAGCCUCAAAGCGAUUCAAGUAGAACGUGACGGCACGGCGGUGUGAGCCUGCAUUGGCCAGCAUAAAUCGUUCUGGAACUCUGAUCGUGCAGCAGAGGCGCAGUUUUGCGGAUACUCUAAUAAAUUGAGCGAGUUUGGACCUGCCA